CAUCCCCAUCCCCAAUCUCAUCUCCACCCCCGAUCAUCUCCCGUUCUUUGUCUCCUUUAAUACCCUUGGCUCGCCUCGUCACGACGCCCGCGCUUCUGAUAAGUCUACCUGUUAAACACUCAGUAUUGCGCUGUGUCGGUAGCUGCACCCGCUCGGAAACCCAUCAUCAUCCCAGCGCACACGAUUUAGCAAGCGAUUACGAGCGUAUCGAUCGGGAACGUGCCACUCGGCUUGCCGCUCCAUCGUCUCCCGUCCUUGGGUCGACGUCGGCUAUCCCAGCUGCUCUUCGCGGGCCGCAAUGGCACCCGUCGAGAGUCCGGCCGCGACGGCGACGUCAACAGAGCCCUUUCCCGCCAUCGAAGGCCCUACUCCCGGGUCACUCGCUCAGACAUCGAGCGCCGACGAUGGCCGGAGCACGACGACAAACCGCCCUGCCGCCUCAUCAUCGCUCAGCGGGCGCCUUCGUCGCGCGUCCGUCACCUUCAGUCAAUCGGAACUGCCUGAAGGCUUCUUUGCUGCCGCCGGCGGCAUUGCCUCAUCCGUCUUCUCGCGCCAGAAUGUACCCCGGCCUGGCUCUUCGGCGCCCAGCUCCCCCGUCGUCCAGUCGCCGGAAGCGCGCCAAACUGUGCCGGAGCCAUCCAACAACAUCCCCUCUGUCGCAGAAGAAGCAGGUUCUCGUGAGCCCAAGGCGGAUGGCAGCUCGUCAUCACAGACGACAUCUAUGCCUGUCGAUGUGCCACCCGCCGCGGCUCCCUUCCCUAACGGAUACCAUUUCCCGCCGAAACACUCGUUUGGCCAGUCCAUGAAGCUCGGAUCCAUCGCCUUUUGGCACUACUUCCUGACACCACUGGGAUUCGUCGUCACCAUAUAUGGUCUGAAUGUGGUUGCUUGGGGCGGCAUGCUCUUCCUCCUGCUGUGCAAUGCCUCCCCAGCCAUGUGCAAUCCGACAUGCGAUGAUAUCAACUCUCCCCGGCGAAUAUGGAUCGAGAUCGAUUCGCAGAUCCUCAACGCUCUCUUCUGCGUGACGGGCUUCGGGCUCGCGCCGUGGCGGUUCAGAGAUUUAUAUUUUUUGCUUCGCUAUCGACUGCAGCACAAGGAAGAAGCCCUUCGCAGGCUCGCGGGGAUCCACAGAGGGUGGUUUCGGCUCGAGGGCUCUACAUCCCUGCCCGUCAAUAUCGGCCCAAGGAAUGUCGACCAGCUCCUGGCGCAGGGCGCGCCGCGUUCCGCUUUACCUUUCCCAGAGACGAAAAUUCCCGAAGCGCCUUUGACUGGAGUUCGAGCGCCGCCGACUAAGCUGUGGAAGCUGGAUCUUGUCAUAUGGCUCAUGGUGUGGAAUACGUUCCUGCAGUGUGUUCUAUCGGGGUUCAUGUGGGGGCUGAACCGAUACGACCGCCCGAGUUGGUCGACAGGCCUGUUUGUCGCGCUUGCCUGCAUUGUUGCGGCUAUCGGAGGCUUGAUUAUGUUUCUUGAGGGAAAGUAUGCCAAAGGUAUCGAAGGCGUGCCCGUCAGCCAGCAGGAUUUGGAGCAGCUGGAGAGGGACCGGGAGCGCGGCAUAUGGCAUUACAACAAUAUCAAGGACGAGGACUUGGAAGCCAAGAGGAGGAAGGAGGAGGAAAAGAAGAGGAAGCAUAAGGAGUGACCUAGCUGGCAGAGUACGGAUGUGCCGAAUAUGCACGAACUGGAACCGAUGGAGCAACGGCGUUUUUGAGUAAAGCUGCUUCCUCGAACUUGUUGUCAUGAAGCCUACAUAGGGGACUCGACCAUGAUGUGAUGGAGGCAGGUUUUUACCCCAUGAUACUGGUUUUAACCGAUGCCGCAAGGCGAGAAGAGAGCGAGAUAGAUUCCCUUUAAAGCCCGCGCCGGCGCUAAGCCACGUACGAUGUGGGCUCUAACGGGCAAUAAUGCCAUCCAUUGACA
Purpureocillium takamizusanense is the source of this 1917-nucleotide messenger RNA. RefSeq lists its product as uncharacterized. NCBI's taxonomy places the organism in Eukaryota, Fungi, Ascomycota, Sordariomycetes, Hypocreales, Ophiocordycipitaceae. Bases 299 to 1639 code for a protein of 446 amino acids. The record is from RefSeq and is a predicted model, not a curated record. The transcript is spliced from 2 exons.